AUGCUCGCCGUGCCUGCCUAUUCAACAUCCGUGCCUGCUUCGGUUCAGCCUUGGGCCUCGGUGCAAGGCUACUAUGCUCCCUUGGGUUCCCCCGGCGAUGGCUGGCCUCCUUUCCUGCGACCCAUCCCUUCCUUUCGAGUACCCACAGCGGCAUAUCACUUUCUUUCCGUCGCCGAACCGGAGCCCACGCAAGAGCAGCUGAGACUCAUGCAGACCUUGUCUAGAAAUGUUUCCGGACCCUCACGUAGUCCCUCGUCCUCUUGGGACCAAAGAAAUACGGGCAAGCUGCGAUGGGUCUUUCGGCUGCCUAUGGAAGUCUUGGACCUCAUCGUUGGCUUCGCUGUGGUCAAUGGCAGCGGUCCUGCCCUUGCGCAGAGUGAGUUCCGCUACUUUACCCGUGAGGUGCCUGCCAUGCUGACUGCGGUGCACUCACAGCUUCCUCGACGCUCCGAUGCCUUUGCACACCAAAGCUCUAUCGACAACCGGUCAUUCGGAGCUCGAACGCUAUGUCACAACUCCUCGCAACAUUGUGCGCGCAACCUGAUCUGGCAGGACAUGUUCGCGAGAUGGAUGUGCAAGCGCGCUCAGUUCCUUGGGCAGAUGCACGAGCGCUCGCAGACAUAUUGCUGCGAUCGUCGUCGGCUGGUCGAUUGGACCGACUAGCAGUCCACUUUCAAGGCAGUGAGUCUCAGCGGCACCACAAACGGCGUGACACACAUCAUCAAGCUCAUGACGCGCCCAUGCAUUUCUUCCAAGGUGAUCUCUCGUUAGCGCUUCCUUUUCUCCAGCGUCUCUCACCUCGCAAAGUGGAAUGGGUGAGUGGGGACAGUCUGCGAUGCCCCGACAGCCGUUUUGCUGCUGAAGCAAUGUCUAUUUUUCUCUCAACUAGUCGACGUCUCCUUGCUGGUACAUGAGACCCGAAGACCUGUUCAUCGAGCUGCUCUCGGGCUGGCAAGACCUCGUCGAGCUCAAGAUCGCAGGAUUUGCUCCUGAUCAAGUCAUGAGCUCAGUCAUAGCGAGUGCGCCGUCCCUAGAGGCCGUUGAAAUUCGUGGCGCAGCUUUGGCGCGAUUGGAUGUAGAGACGUUAGCCACGAUGCUCGCCUUGGCGUUGAGAGACGGCAGGCUUCUUGCAGAAGCGAGGCCGGGCUCGAGUGCAGCCGAAAGCAACGCCGACGCAUCAGCAAUGGACGUCGAUGGCGCGUAUCAGCCUCCCACGACCACCUCUUGCAGGCAUUUAGCAAAGAUCCGCCUAAGUGGUGUUCCGUUUCAGAAGCAGCAAGAGCUGCUCGGUGCGCUACCGCAGCUGCUCCUGCAACUGCAACAAAGUGAUCUGGACGCAGUGGAGCUGCAAAAGAGGUAUGGUCCCUUGACUCCUCCAGCCUCUCCAGACCACGAACGCGCCAUUAGGUCCAUCGAAGUAGCUCAAACGAGAAGGAUUCAAGAAGCUGCGCUUCGCGAACGAAUUUCUCAAAUCCUCGAGUGGGCCUGA
Molecule: messenger RNA, 1489 nt
Organism: Ceraceosorus bombacis
Lineage: Eukaryota; Fungi; Basidiomycota; Exobasidiomycetes; Ceraceosorales; Ceraceosoraceae
Source: the annotation of a GenBank genome assembly